Molecule: messenger RNA, 3562 nt
Organism: Phacochoerus africanus (Common warthog)
Lineage: Eukaryota; Metazoa; Chordata; Mammalia; Artiodactyla; Suidae
Gene: BMP6
Product: bone morphogenetic protein 6
Exons: 7
Coding region: 901-2427 (508 amino acids)
Biological process (GO): SMAD protein signal transduction
Cellular component (GO): extracellular region
Molecular function (GO): cytokine activity; growth factor activity
Source: RefSeq, a predicted model, not a curated record
CGUCCCAGGGGCUGGAGUGCGGUACCUGAGCUAGACGCGCACCAGAAAGCCCACGUUGGCCGCUGCCGGCAGCACCGCGCUGGAAGGCGGGAGCCGGUGAAAUCCCGCGCCGACUGCGCUGUCCUGAGCACGGGUUCGGUUGCCUCUCGUCCCUUCUGCGAGGGGGGUUUGCAGGGCAGCCCGGCGAACACCGAACGGAAAGCAAGAGCCUCACCGCCUCCGCCUGGGGAGUCGAGCGGCGCGUGGAGAUUUUGAGCGAGAGCGGCAGUGCCCGAGGGCGGAGGGGCGCAGAGUUUGUGCGCGACUGGGAAGUUUCAGCCUCGCGGAGAAGGCUGGCAUCUUGGGACGCCUUGUCGCCACGGCCCGGGCCCUACGGCGGGGUAAACUUCACCGCGGCCGCGCGAGUCGGGGCGAGGCGUGCGCGAGGAUGAUGACGGGUAUACCCCGCAGCUGGUGAGCGGCCCCGCUCCCCAGCCGUCCCGGGUCUCGCUCAGCCUCCCGGGAGGGCGCGAGGCAGCGCACGUGCGCGGGCAGCCAGACCCGAGAGAGACCGUGCCGUGACCCGCCCAGGGGCGGGGGCGCUGGCGGCAGCGCGGCCCCCACUCGGACGCACCUGGUCUGGACGGUCAGCCUCCGGAGAUCUGCGCGGGAGUGCGGGGCUCCCCCUUCCUCUCCAGUGGUUCUCCCGGGGAUCGCCCCCUUCGCCUCCCCUCCAGUCUGGGCAUCUGGGGGCGCCCCAGACGACCAUGAGAGAUAAGGACUGAGGGCCAGGAAGGGGAAGCGAGCCCGCCGGGAGCUGGCGGGGGCUGUUCACGCCAAGGGCCACAGCGGCCGCGCUCCAGCCUCGCUCAGCCGCUGCACGCCUCGCGGGGCCCGCGGGGCCAGCCCGGCCGGGCGGGGAUGCCGGGCCUGGGGCGGAGGGCGCAGUGGCUGUGCUGGUGGUGGGGGCUGCUGUGCAGCUGCUGCGGGCCACCGUCGCUGCGGCCGCCCCUGCCCGCCGCCGCCGCCGCCGCCGCCGCCGCCGGGGGGGCGCUGCUGGGGGACGGCGGGAGCCCGGGCCACGCGGAGCAGCCGCCCCCGCCGCAGACCUCUUCCUCCGGUUUCCUCUACCGGCGGCUCAAGACGCACGAGAAACGGGAGAUGCAGAAGGAGAUCCUCUCCGUGCUGGGGCUCCCGCACCGGCCCCGGCCCCUGCAUGGCCUCCAGCAGCCGCAGCCCCCUGCGCUCCCGCAGCAGCAGCAGCAGCCUCACGGCGAGCCCCCGCCCGGGCGGCUGAAGUCUGCGCCCCUCUUCAUGCUGGACCUGUACAACGCCCUGUCCGCCGACGACGAAGAGGACCUGGCUUCGGACAAGGAGAUGGGGCAGCCCGGGCUGCACGGAGGGACUGGCUCGUCCCCGCCUCGGCAGCCGCCCCCUCGCGCCGCGCAUCCCCUCGGCAGCAGGAGCCUCCUGGCCGCCGGACCUGGUGGCAGCGCUUCCCCACUGACCAGCGCGCAGGAGAGCGCCUUCCUCAACGACGCCGACAUGGUCAUGAGCUUUGUGAACCUGGUGGAGUACGACAAGGAGCUCUCCCCUCGCCAGCGACACCACAAAGAGUUCAAGUUCAACCUGUCCCAGGUUCCUGAGGGCGAGGCGGUGACGGCUGCAGAAUUCCGAAUCUACAAGGACUGUGUUGUGGGCAGUUUUAAAAACCAAACUUUUCUUAUCAGCAUUUAUCAAGUCUUACAGCAGCGUCAACACAGAGAUUCUGACCUGUUUCUGUUGGACACCCGCGUCGUGUGGGCCUCGGAGGAGGGCUGGCUGGAAUUUGACAUCACGGCCACCAGCAACCUGUGGGUCCUGACCCCACAGCACAACCUGGGGCUGCAGCUGGGCGUGGUGACGCAGGACGGGCUCAGCAUCAGCCCCCGAGCCGCGGGCCUGGUGGGCCGGGACGGCCCCUACGACAAGCAGCCCUUCAUGGUGGCCUUCUUCAAGGUGAGCGAGGUCCACGUGCGUACCGCCAGGUCGGCCACCGGGCGGCGGCGACAGCAGAGCCGCAACCGCUCCACGCAGGCCCAGGACGUGUCGCGGCCCUCCAGCGCCUCAGAUUAUAACAGCAGUGAGCUGAAGACGGCCUGCAGGAAGCACGAGCUCUACGUCAGCUUCCAGGACCUGGGCUGGCAGGACUGGAUCAUCGCACCCAAGGGCUACGCGGCCAAUUACUGUGACGGGGAGUGCUCCUUCCCUCUCAACGCGCACAUGAACGCCACCAACCACGCCAUCGUGCAGACCUUGGUUCACCUGAUGAAUCCCGAGUACGUCCCCAAGCCGUGCUGCGCGCCGACGAAGCUCAACGCCAUCUCGGUUCUUUACUUUGACGACAACUCCAACGUCAUCCUGAAAAAGUACAGGAAUAUGGUCGUAAGAGCUUGUGGAUGCCACUAACUCGGAACAGGCUGCUGGGGACACGCCCUGCUCUGGUUUCCCGGAUGACACCUGCCUUAAAGCCCGCAUGGAAGCGCAGCAGCAGCGGGAGGAGAGCCGGCACCACCCCGAGCCGGCUGGGGCCCCGCCGCCCAGGAGGAUCUGAAGGACCCUGUUUGUGUAACUUACACAGUCAAUGUCACGGGUGCCACCGCCGCUCUGUAGGAACCCGAGGGAGUGUGAAUGCCAGUGGCAUGACGUCUGGUGACCUCAGCAAGAUAACUUGGAAGGGUUCCCCUCUGCCCCCCCCCCCCGCCCCCGUCAAAAAAGGAACAACCCACCAAAUCGGUUUUGCUUUUGAUCCCCCAUCUGUGGUAUUAGUGAGUAAACAGGGACAAUCAUCCUAAAAAAGUAAAAGUCUCCUUGGCUCAAGUAUCCGUGGAUUCAGUAGUUUCUCAAAGGUAGACUUUACAGGUAACGGGGAUCAGGGGAAAACGCCCUCCAUCCGGAGCUCGUUCCCAGGAAGGCUGGUCUCGUGUGGGACCCACAGCCCGGGUGCCAGCCGGGCGGCCUGCAAGUGCCUUCGUCUGUCGUGCUGUUCGGUGUCUGUGCUGCCGUUUGUCGGUGUGAAAACAUACUGGUUUCAGUCGAGCCCCAUCAUUUCCAUCCCUCCCCGACCCCCGCCGCUGCUGUGUUGCUAGGACCAAAACCAGAGAGGAGAGGGGCCGCGCUUUGAGGCCAGGCUCUGGGGACCAGAAGCCCUUUUAAAAGCCAUCAUUUUAACUGAGUGACACGCCUGCACCUCUUCCCUCUGGGGGAAGCUCCUUGAAAAGCACAGUGACUUCAGGGAUGUCCGCUCUCGUCUGUGUCCAUAAGCUGGUUCUUUGCCUUUGACUCGACAGGGUCCCAGGUCUCGGGGUGAGACCAGCCGAGGCGAUGAGCUCAGGAAGGGCUCCCAGCCUCCGGGAAGGGCUUAGCACUGUUUUCUCCUGGAGAAAGCAAGACCCCGCCCGACACAGUCUUAGAAUGUUUUUCAAGUGUCUGUUUCACGCCCAUGUACUAAGAAACCGACUUCGUACUAAACUGAUUAAAUAAUACAUGUAUGAUCUAUAACUGCACUCACAGCUUUUUUGUAAAUAGAAACUAUAAUAAUUUA